Lingula anatina is the source of this 2383-nucleotide messenger RNA. Its product is annotated as dolichyl-diphosphooligosaccharide--protein glycosyltransferase subunit STT3B. Gene Ontology annotation, molecular function: dolichyl-diphosphooligosaccharide-protein glycotransferase activity. Gene Ontology annotation, biological process: post-translational protein modification. NCBI's taxonomy places the organism in Eukaryota, Metazoa, Brachiopoda, Lingulata, Lingulida, Lingulidae. The record is from RefSeq and is a predicted model, not a curated record. Gene Ontology annotation, cellular component: membrane.
CGUGGGCAAGCAAGAUGGCGGAUGCCGGCGUGAAACCUGAGGUGAAGAACCUGCUAACAAACCCGAGUGGUUGGACCAGUUUACUGACUUUCUUUAUUUUAUCUCUAGCAUGCCUGGCAGGGUUUAGCUCCAGGCUUUUUGCCGUAAUUCGUUUUGAGAGCAUCAUUCACGAGUUUGAUCCAUGGUUUAACUACCGAGCCACACACUACAUGGUCACCCAUGGCUUCUAUAACUUUCUCAACUGGUUUGAUGACACAGCUUGGUAUCCACUGGGCAGGAUUGUUGGUGGAACGGUGUACCCUGGCCUCAUGGUCACCUCUGGUACAAUCCACUGGCUGCUCAAUCUCCUGAAUAUCCCUAUUCACAUCAGAGAUAUCUGUGUGUUUUUAGCUCCCAUGUUCAGUGGGUUGACUGCCAUAGCCACUUAUCUUCUCACCAAGGAAUUGUGGAGUGCAGGAGCAGGGCUGUUUGCUGCCUGCUUCAUAGCUAUAGUACCUGGUUAUAUCAGUAGAUCUGUGGCUGGGAGCUAUGACAAUGAAGGAAUUGCCAUAUUUGCACUCAUGUUUACAUAUUACCUAUGGAUAAAAUCUGUGAAGACGGGCACAGUAUAUUGGUCAAUGUUGUCAUCUUUAGCUUACUUUUAUAUGGUGUCAGCCUGGGGAGGCUAUGUGUUUAUCAUCAACCUUGUACCACUUCAUGUUUUUGUUCUCAUACUCAUGGGAAGGUUUUCUCGGAGAAUAUAUGUAGCGUACACAACAUUCUACAUUGUGGGUCUUGUGCUGUCCAUGCAGAUUCCCUUUGUUGGUUUUCAGCCAAUCAGAACCAGUGAACACAUGGCAGCAGCAGGUGUGUUUGCCCUCCUCCAAGCCUAUGCCGCUUUGCAAUAUAUACAGACAUACAUGACAAAGACACAGUUCCGGAACUUCUUCCUAUUAGCAUUAGCUGGGGCAGCUGGUCUUGUAUUCCUGGCAGUGAUAGGCUUAACAUGGCUAGGUUACAUUGCUCCGUGGAGCGGACGUUUCUACUCCCUUUGGGACACUGGUUAUGCCAAGAUCCACAUUCCCAUUAUUGCCUCGGUGUCGGAGCAUCAGCCCACCACCUGGGUCUCGUUCUUCUUUGACCUCCAUGUCCUGAUUGCAGUCUUCCCUGCAGGCGUCUGGUUCGUUAUCAAGGAGAUUAACGAUGAGAGGGUUUUCAUUAUUCUGUAUGCUGUAAGUGCGUCGUAUUUUGCUGGUGUCAUGGUACGUCUUAUGCUGACCUUGACCCCAGUGGUGUGUGUCCUGGCGUCCAUAGCGCUAUCGAAGACGUUUGAAAUCUAUCUGAAGGAUGAGCAGACCAAGGAAGAGAAGGAGAAGGAAGAGGAGGAACAGAAGGAGGAGAAAAAUGACAAGUUGUAUGACAAGGCACCAAAAGCAAAGAAAAAGGGAGAAGAACGAACCAUUGAAAAAUCAAAGAAGAAAGAAAAGGAAGAGGCGGUGGGGUUAAACGUGAAGAGUAUUGUAAUCAUCGCCUUCCUCAUGAUGUUAAUGUUGUUUGCUGUCCACUGUACCUGGGUCACUAGCAAUGCCUAUUCCAGUCCCAGCAUUGUAUUGGCCACAUAUGGGCAGGAUGGUACCCGCAACAUUUUAGACGACUUCCGAGAAGCCUACUACUGGUUGCGCCAAAACACGCAUGAAAAGUCGCGAGUGAUGUCUUGGUGGGAUUACGGGUACCAGAUCGCAGGAAUGGGGAACAGGACGACCUUAGUGGACAAUAAUACGUGGAACAAUAGCCAUAUUGCUUUGGUGGGCAAAGCCAUGUCAUCCAAUGAGAGUGCAGCAUAUGAGAUAAUGCGGACCUUGGAUGUGGAUUACGUCCUGGUGAUAUUUGGUGGUGUGAUUGGUUACUCCGGAGACGACAUCAACAAGUUUCUGUGGAUGGUGAGGAUAGCGGAGGGGGAGCACCCCAAGGAUAUCAGGGAAUCUGACUAUUUCACCCCUCAGGGGGAGUUCAGAGUGGACGCAGGAGGUUCUAAAACUUUGCUCAAUUGUCUCAUGUACAAGUUAUGUUACUACAGAUUUGGGCAGCUACAGUUGGAUUUCAGAACGCCACCUGGUUUUGAUAGGACACGAAAUGUGGAAAUUGGCAACAAAAAUUUCGAUCUUCGUUAUGUGGAAGAGGCGUACACCACUGAGCACUGGUUGGUCAGAAUUUACAAGGUCAAGGACAUGGAGAACAGAGAGGAGAAAAAGUUGUCAAAAAAGAUUAAGAGGAAAGCAUCCAGAAAGACAAGUAGAAACAAGAGAGGCAGCAUUAAAAAUAAACCCAAGAUUGUAAAAGGCAAAAAACCUGCAAAAACUACCAACAAGAAGAAGAAGAACUAAAAUAACCCUGUCAAAACCGC